CCAAGGUCCCACGGUGAUCAAGAGCUCCCUAACUAUGGCAGGUGUAGUCUGCGCUACUCUGAUUCUUAUCAUCGAGGCUCUACUCCAGCCUGACUUUCUUUGGGCGGUGCCAGACGGUACCCACUCUCUUUGCCUCGACUUCACUGUCAAAUCUCAGUCCAGACCUGGGGAGUCCUGGUGUGAAGUGCAGGGCUCAGUGGAUAAGACCGCUUUCCUUCAGUAUGACUGUGAGAGCAACAAGAUCAAACCUUUGGGUCACCUGGGAAGGGAGGUGAAUGCCACCAAAACAUGGACACAAUUGACAGAAAUGCUGAGAGAACUGGGGCAAGAUCUCAGGAUGAUUUUGCUUGACAUAAACUUGGAACAAAAGAUGGCCAGGGGUCAUCUCACCCUGCAGGCCAAGAUGUCUUGUCAGCUUGAAGGAAAAAAUCACAUUGGUUCAUCCUGGAAUUUCAGCAUUGAUGGACAGCCAUCUCUCUGCUUAAAUGUGAUGCACAUGGAGUGGACAGUGAUUAAUCCUAGAGCCCGGGGGAUCAAGGAGAAGUGGGAGAAUGACAAAGAACUGACAGAACAUUUAAGGAAGGUCUCCAUGGGAGAUUGCAGUCACUGGCUCAGGGAAUUCUCAGAGCACUUGGAGGAAAUGCCAGCAACAACAUCAAGAGUCCCAGUUACCGAGCAGUCUCCACGUAACCGAUCUGUUUCCAUGAUCAUCAUAGGGGUCGCCAGUGGCCUAAUCAUAAUUAUCUUCAUCAUCAUCUUCUUUUUCUGGAGGAAAAAAAAGACACAAUUAAAGAAGCUGUUUCAUCAUCAACUAUGAAUUCUGUGGACCAUGGGAAGGCAACAUCAUCAGACCAACUCGUGAUGGCAAGAAGUGUCCUUUGAUGACAGCCUUUAUUCUGCCAUUCUUUCCAACAAACUGUCCUCCAUUUGGGUGGAAUUGGAAAGACUGUGGAUGUUUUCCUUAUUUAUAGAAGAAAAUGAAAUAGAAGUGUAUAAAUCCUGGUUUAAUGAGGUUUAUUUACAUGUUUACACUUAUUUUUAUAUAUACUUAAGUUACUGAUGGGCAGAAACCACAAGUCAACUGUGCUAACUCCCUAGAUGUCAUGACCCAAAGGAUUAAGGCCAUAGAGUGAAGUGACAUGUGGAUAUAUUAACAUCUUGUUGUGACACUUGGAACAAAAGAAAGGAUAAAGUGUGACAUGUUUAUAGCUGGAACAGUUACCCUAUAAAAAAUAUGGUUAACUCCCAUUGUGGAGAGCAGUGACAAUGACUGGUAGACCAGUGUCUGAGAUUGCAAUCCCUGAUGACUUCAUGGCUGUGGCAUACUUGGUGGCUAGGAAAGUUUUGGUGCAAAGCCAUAGGAUGCCUGGUUGCUGUGAAGACGUCCUCCCUGCUAGAGACUUAUCAGCCUCAACCUUAUUCUCAGGCACCUCAGCUCCUGGGAAUGAUGGAACUUCCUUCCUAAGAUAAGGACAAUGUUUCAACAGUUCUGGUGCUCCUGAAUCUGCCUGUGAAUUACUAGCUUUAAAGAAUGGACUUUGUUGAGAGAUGCACAAUUCUACUAACAUUGCACAUUGCAAAUGUAGAAUGUAACUGAGGAAAUAGUUUUAUACUGUUGCUAACUCUGUAACUUUCAUGAAUAUAAAGAAUAAUGCUUGCAUAGUCUUUAAUCCCUGAUUUAGAGACAUAUAUAAUAAAGAUUUCUGGUGUAAUUUUUUA
This is a messenger RNA of Marmota monax (woodchuck), 1719 nucleotides long. RefSeq names its product retinoic acid early transcript 1E. The transcript has 5 exons. NCBI's taxonomy places the organism in Eukaryota, Metazoa, Chordata, Mammalia, Rodentia, Sciuridae. Gene Ontology annotation, biological process: positive regulation of T cell mediated cytotoxicity; antigen processing and presentation of endogenous peptide antigen via MHC class I via ER pathway, TAP-independent; antigen processing and presentation of endogenous peptide antigen via MHC class Ib. Bases 35 to 817 code for a protein of 260 amino acids. The record is from RefSeq and is a predicted model, not a curated record. Gene Ontology annotation, cellular component: external side of plasma membrane.